AUGCCUUACCAUCAGUUGCGAAAUCCUCUCCGCAUUUCUGCAGCACCUUUCAAACCUUCAUUUCUCUCCAUACCACCUUCGCCGUUUUCUCCGCGCACGCCUCUCACACCUGUUCUUCCAAAUCGACAACGAGAUGAGAAGACGAAUCAACAAAGCAUUGCAGUUUACCCAAAACCUCCUAUCGAGGCGCCAACAAGUCCCUUGUCAUGGAUGUGGAAGUGCCACCAAUGCCGUCAUAGCUACCGCCUAGGCGUGACACGACGCUGUCUCGAGGAUGGGCACCAUUUUUGCAGCGGCGCUACCACCGUCAAGUCUGUACAAAAGUCCAACAGCCCACGUAAAUCCCGGAAAUAUCGCGCCUGCGCCAGUGAGUUUGAUUACUCCGGUUGGAAGACUGUGGGUCGAUGGCGCCGAGGUGGCCCAAAAUGCAAGGCCAUAGCAUAUACAGGUUCACAGGCAGAUAGCCAGGACAAACUCCCAAGGCAGCAAGAUUGUUGGAACACGUGUGACUACCCAUCCGAGUGUCGUUGGGGUAAGCGAUUCGGUAUCCACACACCUGUCGAAACGUCUUUCCCUAGUAUCGAAGUCAACUCCAUGCCGUCACUAACUGCUCCUGUCAAUUUCAUGCCUCGAAGCACACUCACGCGCCAGAACUGUGGUAACAUACACACACCGAGGCAAGCGGACAAGACCGACUUUUGGGGCACACUCUUAGCAAGUGCGGAGCGUCGCAAAAGUGCUGGUGAACGCGGUGCCAGUCAGCUUUCCAAUACUAUGGAGAAGAACAAGACACAGGGACAAGGCGGUAACACUCCAAAUGAGAAAGACAGCGACGGCGAUGUAGCCAUGGAAACCAUCGACCCAGCUCUUCUUGAUUGUCCAGGUAACACACCUCUAUCAACUCAUUCUGACACGUCAACUGUAGGCUCUCUCAGGGCUUUGGUUAGCAGAACACGAUAUCGACGCGUCAAGUCGCGCUCCAAAGUGCACAGUACGACUGACAAGAACUGUGUUGGACAAAAACCUAUGGUGCCGAGACACGUGACAACGGAAUUGGAGGACCAGGUCAGUCUCAACGAAUCAGACAUGUUGAUAGAAGGUUUUGCCCCGUUGCAUCGUGUGCAAAGUAGAGGGGUGGGCUAUCAGUCUUGUCCAGUAUGAGAUAUAGCCUCCGUUCACUUGUUCGGGUCUUUGUAGGUCAACGACCCGUAAGAGUACCAUAUGUGCCAGACAAAUAAGACUAUGCAAAUUGCAAAAUGCUGCAUUCUCAUGACAAAGGAAAAC
Molecule: messenger RNA, 1284 nt
Organism: Alternaria alternata
Lineage: Eukaryota; Fungi; Ascomycota; Dothideomycetes; Pleosporales; Pleosporaceae
Exons: 1
Coding region: 1-1161 (386 amino acids)
Source: RefSeq, a predicted model, not a curated record